CUUUUAUUCCUUUGAGAUAAGCAAAGUGAAAACUGAGCUGACGCAAUGAAAGAUCUAAUGACCCAGGGAGGGGCAGUGUUGCUUACCUGCCUGGGAUUGUAAUUUCAUAUUACUCACAGAAGCAGGAGACUAUUGGCAAUUGAGCGCUUCUCUGUGCCUUGGAUAUUAUUUUUAAACCACCAAGCCAUGAAGUGUGGGAGGAAAUCCAGCCCUGCGCGUUUUCUGAUUCUCGCCGGCCUCUUCAGUGCUGCACAGGCUAUCCCAGUCAAGGCCAACAUGAGUUUAUUUUAUUUCAAUCCUUUCAACAACACCUCGACAAACAACAGGUGUGAGUGUGGCACAUAUGGAGUGCAUUCUCCUGUGAUGGAGGCUCGAGGACUGGUGGUCCUUUCCAAUUCCACCAACCUCCAAGCGUGCAUGUGGGACACUCGGUUUGCCCCCACUGUGUCACCCUGGAUUGCCCUGAUCGCAAGAGGCAACUGCACCUUUACGGAGAAGAUAAAGCGUGCGGCUGCUCUGGGCGCGGAAGCUGUUGUCAUCUAUAACUACGCAAAGCAUGGCAAUAACACAAUCCCCAUGGCACAUCCUGGUACAGGAAACACGGUGGCCAUCAUGAUUAGCCAUUCAAAAGGCAAAGAAAUCCUUGAGAAGAUUCUAAUGGGCUACCAAGUGACAAUGGCUAUCGAAGUAGGGAAAAAGCAUGGAUCAUGGAUGAAUAAUUAUUCCAUUUUCUUCGUUUCGGUGUCCUUCUUCAUUGUCACAGCCGCCACGGUGGGGUACUUCAUAUUUUAUUCUGCUAGAAGGCUUAGACUUGCAAGGGCCCAGAACAGGAGACAGAGACGGCUGAAAGCAGAUGCCAGAAAAGCUAUUGGGCGGCUUCAGUUGCGUACAUUAAAACAGGGAGACAAGGAGACUGGCCCGGAUGCAGAUAACUGCGCUGUAUGCAUUGAAGUGUACAAACCGAAUGAUGUUGUGCGGAUUUUAACCUGCAAUCAUCUGUUUCACAAGAGCUGUAUUGAUCCCUGGCUGUUGGAGCAUAGGACGUGUCCCAUGUGUAAAUGUGACAUACUCAAGGCUUUGGGAAUUGAGGUGGAUAUAGAAGACAGAGUGGAGUCUUUUCAAGCAGCCACUGUGUCUAGUGAAGCCUCUAAUAUCCCUUCAAUUAAUGAAGGAGAUAAUCAUAGCGAGACUGCAUCAUCUGGGUAUGCUUCCGUACAGGGAACUGAUGAACCAGCUCCAGAGGAGCGUGUUACUUCAGAGAACUGUUUCCUCCUCCUUUUUCUGAAAGGCGACCAUCUCCGUCUUGUGAAUGCUUCCCAAAUCCCACGCGUAGAGGCGCUUCCCCAUCUUGACAAUCCAGGCUUUGAAGGGGACUUUGAAGUGCACGAAGCAAAGUCCUAGAUGCUGUUGAAGCAAGACUGCAGUUCAUUUGAGACACCAGCAUCAAACGAUGACAAAACCGAUAGACUGAUGUAGCAGCAACGUUGCCUUGAUAUUGAGAUAAAAUACACAUUUUAAGAUUGCAGUUAUAUGGCGUGACCUGCCCGUUCACUUAUUUCUCUACUGAAUUAGUUUUAGCACUUUUCAGCACAGAUCUUUCUUUUCGCACGGCCAAGGAAGACCACAGCGUCCCACCAAGUCAUCUGAGCCUAAUCACUUUUUCAUGCAGUAGAACUUUGGCUGUUCGUCCUACAAAAGCAUAAACCCAUAAAAAAAAAUCCGCUGAUCUUUAAAUUAACUUUAAAUCAAUUGAGUUGGCUUUUUUAAAAAAAUUUUUGAGCUUUCGGUUUAUGAAACCACUGGGUUUCAGCACUGGUUCGAAUUAGUUUUGCAUUUAUGUAAUUUAUUGAGGAGCCUCCUAUUCUUGAUCUUUGAGAAUUGCCCCUUGCUGCAUUAGAUUGCCAAGCCAUUCAGCGGUCAGUCCUGAUGGUUAAAAGACAUUGGGAAUUUUCUACAUCCACUUCACUGAUUAGAGCAAAUUAAUACUAUGAAACCAAAUGGACAUUGCAAAAAUGUUCCAGGGAACAGAAUGCAAGAGUAACGAUUUUGUACCGGAAAAAAGAGCUGCUUCACAUUUGCCCUGUGUUUUCUUCUCAGUUUUAACAUUCAGCUGCCACAGGGCCCAGCUAAUGGUCCAAUUUUUUAGUUAGUGCUGCUCUUAACUUUGUCAGAGGCUGACAAAUAUGCCUGACUCAAGGAGAUUGUUUUUGUUGCUGCUACUCCAAAGAAACAGCUAAGUAAAGAUACCCAAAGAGUACUGUAAAUAUUCAGAGUAGGCAAUGCAUGGACAUGGCUAAACUGGAAAUUAAUGAAUGGGUGAACUUCUGAAAUUGUUUUUCUAAUGUGUGAUGUGGGAAUAAGGGGAACACUGGGUGCCUUCACAUGGAGCCCAAAACCUCAUUACCAAAAUGAAUUACUAUAUUUAAUAAUGCACUUUAUUUUGCAUCUGUGUUUCCGUUUCUGAUUGCAAGUCUAGCAUAAAUGGACUGGAGAACAGUGGUGAUACGUUUUUACCUUUUCAUGUGAUUCUGAUAGGGAAAUCAGUACAUCUUUCCCCCUUUUCGCAUAGUGUCCAAUAAAGUUGUAAAUAUUUGAUUUCUAUUGAAUUCCUUUGAAUACAAAAUGUAAAUAAAGCUAUUCUACUGCCUG
Molecule: messenger RNA, 2649 nt
Organism: Python bivittatus (Burmese python)
Lineage: Eukaryota; Metazoa; Chordata; Lepidosauria; Squamata; Pythonidae
Gene: RNF128
Product: ring finger protein 128
Source: RefSeq, a predicted model, not a curated record